GUUUUUCAAGCGACCACGUGCGUUCAGUAGGAGUGAUAAGAAAGGGAAAAGAGAGCGUAACUGAUAAUAUUUAAUAGUCAUUAGCGAAAAGGGGACGGCGCAAUAUACGGUGUUGGUCGCGGCUCGCUCGGAAGGCAGGCGCGGCGGCGUGGCUCGCCGGCGCUUCAGUCAGUAGCUUGCGAGAGCCGGGUCGCGCCGCUACAGUGAACGCUCGCUCGCUCAAACACGGCCCGAAACUUCGCUCGCGACGCACGCCUCCCGCGUCUCGCACGCUCCAAAAUAAAGCACCCACCACGUGAUCGCGCUCGCUGUCAACCUCUUAAAAACUCGUAAAACCCGCGGCACGCGCUACCGAGUCGUAAAAUAAUCGUAAAAAGUAAACACACAUCAACUCGUUUAUCGCCAACGAGGCCCAUUAUGACGCUCGAGUGACGUAUAGGCGUGUAACGACGACAAUUAAAUUAUCGAAAAUUAAUUUCGGAUUUUAGGAGUGACAUUGGCGGAGGUCGCGUUAUCACGGCGAUGACAUAAGUGUUUCUAACUGAGUGACGAUAGUGAUUGCGAAGAUGAACUCUUACUUUGAGCAGGGUGGUUUUUACGGGGCGCACGGAGUGCACCAGGGGGGUGGCGGCAGCGACCAGUACAGAGGGUUUCCGUUGGGUCUGACGUACGCCCAGCCGCACGGGUUGCACCAGCCGAGACCGCAAGAUUCCCCUUACGAUGCGUCAGUGGCGGCAGCAUGUAAGCUGUACGCGGGAGAGCAGCAGUACGCCAAGGCGGAUUGUUCGAAGACCGGAGGGGACCAGCAGAACGGUUACGGCGGCAAGGAGGGCUGGGGCUCGGGUCUGGGCGCGCUCGUGCGGCCCGCGGCCUGCACCCCGGAGGCCCGGUACAGCGAGUCGUCGAGCCCGGGCCGCGCGCUGCCGUGGGGCAACCAGUGCGCGCUGCCGGGCGCCGCCGCGGCCGCCGCGCAACCCGUCCAGCACCAACCCACCAACCACACCUUCUACCCUUGGAUGGCCAUUGCAGGCGCGAAUGGCCUCAGAAGACGAGGGAGACAGACUUACACAAGAUAUCAAACGCUAGAAUUAGAGAAGGAGUUCCACACGAAUCACUACCUCACGCGGAGGAGACGCAUAGAAAUGGCGCACGCCCUCUGUCUCACGGAACGACAGAUCAAAAUAUGGUUCCAGAAUCGAAGGAUGAAAUUAAAGAAAGAGAUUCAGGCUAUAAAAGAGUUAAACGAACAGGAGAAGCAAGCGCAGGCGCAGAAGGCGGCGGCGGCGGCCGCGGCCGCGGCGGCGCAGGGCCACCCCGAGCACUAGGCCGCGCCGCGCGCGCACGUGAUAUACCGCAGUCCGAACACUCCCUAGCUUUGUGUUUUGUAAAUUGUUUGUAAUUAUUUUCGUUAUCUACCUAAGUGUUGUUCGGUUGUUGUGAUUAUUUUUAUUAGUUAUUAUAAUAGACGCAAUGUUUUUCUAAUUGAUUGAGGGAACAAUAAACGGUUUAAUGCUAGACUAGAAA
Messenger RNA from Cydia fagiglandana, 1524 nucleotides. It is a transcript of the gene Ubx, whose product is annotated as homeotic protein ultrabithorax. Gene Ontology annotation, cellular component: nucleus. Lineage: Eukaryota; Metazoa; Arthropoda; Insecta; Lepidoptera; Tortricidae. Bases 567 to 1325 code for a protein of 252 amino acids. The record is from RefSeq and is a predicted model, not a curated record. The transcript has 2 exons. Gene Ontology annotation, biological process: negative regulation of transcription by RNA polymerase II; anterior/posterior pattern specification. Gene Ontology annotation, molecular function: RNA polymerase II cis-regulatory region sequence-specific DNA binding; DNA-binding transcription factor activity, RNA polymerase II-specific.